Molecule: messenger RNA, 1874 nt
Organism: Ooceraea biroi (clonal raider ant)
Lineage: Eukaryota; Metazoa; Arthropoda; Insecta; Hymenoptera; Formicidae
Biological process (GO): sensory perception of smell; detection of chemical stimulus involved in sensory perception of smell
Cellular component (GO): plasma membrane
Molecular function (GO): olfactory receptor activity; odorant binding
Source: RefSeq, a predicted model, not a curated record
AUGCUCUGUAUUGAAUGCGAGGUAACAUCGGUUCAUGCAGGAAGAGAAACCAUCAGUUUUUCGCUACCCUUCGAUAUGGGUGAUUCAAAAUACUCCGGACGAAAUGACUUCGAAUGGGCAGUGAAAUUGAAUCGUGCGGGUUUGAAUUUGGUUGGGAUAUGGCCUGAUCCGGAAGAAAAUCCCAGAGAAAAAUUAAUGAGCAAUAUACGUGUAUUCGUUACAUUUCUGCUGGUGAUAAGUUUAUUGGUGCCUUCUAUACAUUCAUUGAUUAAAACUCAUUCUGAUAUCAUGCUGACAACAGACAAUUUACAAUAUACUUUACCGGCUCUUAGCACUAUUAUAAAACUCCUAAUAUUUUGGUGGAAAAAAAAAGCACUUGCCUCGAUCAUAAAGAUGAUUGUCGAAGACUGGUUAAACUCAAAAACCAUCUAUGAAAAAAAUGCGAUGAUGAAAUGGGCGCUACAUGCACGUAUUAUUAUUACAUGCACGUAUCUUGUAAUAGUGUUGGCAUUCAUACUGCUUUUUGGCAUGCCUAUUAUCGGAAAAUCAAUGGCAUUGACUCCGAAUAUCACUGAUUCCGGCAAAUCAACGGUCAUACCAACCUAUUACAUUUAUGAUGUAACGAAGAAACCGCAGUAUCAAUUAACAUUUAUUAGUCAAUACAUCUCUAUCAGUACCACUGCCGUGAUUUAUACAGGAAUCGAUAACUUUUUUGCAUUAUGUGUUUUUCAUAUUUGCGGACAAUUGAAUAUUAUGAGGAGUCGUCUCAAACAUAGUCACAGUAAUUUUCGUACCGUAUUGAAGAAUAGUGUGAUAUAUCAUAUUCGAUUGCUCAGAGCUAUAAAUACUAUAGAAGAUACGUACAGUGUGAUCCUUUUAAUAUUGUUUGUAUAUUUUGGAAUAAUGUUUGCAUUCUGCGGAUUCCUAUUAAUUACUCUAUUUGAAGUCGAAGAGAACAAUGUAUCGUUCACGCGUUUGUUAUUUCUUUUCCUUAUUAUUAUCUCUAUGCUCGUACAUAUGGGUAUUUAUUGCGCAGUUGGCGAGGCACUAAUAUCUGAAUGCAAUGGAAUUUAUUAUGCGGUCUACGAUUUCGAAUGGUACUAUUUGGAUCCAAAAGAAGCGAAGGAUUUAAUCCCAUUUAUUAUUAAAGUUAGUGAGCCUGUAUAUUUCACUGCUGGAAAAGUAUUUCCAGUGACAAUGGCUAUGCUUUGCAAUUAUGGACAUCCUAAGAGAGAGGACGUGUUACAAAGCACGUCUAGAUCGAACAACUAGAAAUGUCACAAUAGCAAGUCCGCAAACACGAAGCAAACGUCGAUAAAUAGAUGUCAAGGGUGAAAAACAUUGUCAAUGGCAGAUAAGACUGUCAUACACGGAGUUCAAAUUUUCAGUAUCAUUCUGUAAAUUAAUUAUGUUGUCAAACAUGUUUAUAAAAAACAUUUCAGCAAUUUGUCUCGUAUGCCAGUGCUUUCUUUGUGCAACACAAUCGGAUUUGAUCAAUCAAAAUCAUGAUUGCCAGAAAGACGAUGUUCAGUCACUACGGAAUAGGUUUUUGAACUUCGAUUAAUGUUGCGUCUAUGUUCACCAAUUCUAGUUUCGAGUCUUGUGCUUUGUAACAUGUCCUCUCACCUAGGAUGUCCAUACUGUAAAGUUCAGUUCAUAUGUUAAUUUUGUAACAUCGUCACUUGAUAAGGACCACAACCCGCAUGGUCGAAACGUAGUUUGUGAAUAAAGAAGUUUCUUGCCAGUUUGGUCGCUUCAUUUCUAAUUCAUUCACUGGCGCAUAGAAAACUGAUAAAGACAUCAGCCGGGUACAUAUCCGUUUUACUCGCAACGAAGAGGAAUUAAAAUUUCAUUUAAGAAUAAAUUCUUUCUAG